Molecule: messenger RNA, 1656 nt
Organism: Entrophospora sp. SA101
Lineage: Eukaryota; Fungi; Glomeromycota; Glomeromycetes; Entrophosporales; Entrophosporaceae
Source: the annotation of a GenBank genome assembly
AUGCAUUUAAUUUCAAAAUCUUUUUUUGGUUAUGCUUUAUUUUUCAUUAUCGCUAUUCUAAGUGCUGCAGUUUCUUCUACCAAUAUAUGCACUAGAAGUUUAUUAUUAAAGCGUAAUGAAGACAAAGUCUGUUCGUGUUCCGUAGCAAGUGCCGAAUUCGAUAAUGAACUCAGUGGCUUAAUCACCGGCUCACAAAAUGAACAUGGAUCAAUAAAAUUCACUGGCAAAUUCUUUGGCGGGCUUCCCUCAUCCGAACGCCACUCAAUUGAAAUAAUCGAUGGGUGUGGAAAUUUAAUAAAGGAUGUCACUGAUGAAUUUAAUAUUAAAGAUAAUGGUGACGGAAGCUCAGAAUUUUUCGUUUCAGUCAUUAACGACCUUAGUUUAGAUUGUGGUGAUAAUGCAAUCUUCUUCCGCCCAACUUCCUCCAACUGUACUUGUGCUGGAAAUAAUAAAAGAGAAGAACCAAAUCCAAAGUUUAAAAUGGGUUUAUCUGUGAGCAUGGUGGGAUUUUCUACUAUUGAACCAAAAAUUAACACCAAAGGAACUAGUGUUGAAAUUGCAAUGAUAGAGAAUGUUGGACAAGAUAAAAAUAGCAAACAAAUAAAUAAACAAUUUAAAAUUGUUAUUUUCCAUCCAUUUGAAUCAAGAUUAUCAAGCAUUACCAAAAGUUGCAAGAAUGUAUCUAGAUUGUUUAUAUCUGGUCAUUUAUCUCCACAAAGAAAAAACUUGGCUAAAGAAUUUUUUCUUCAAGAAGAAAAUCAACAACAAAUACAAUUACCUAAUCAAAAUAAUCAUCAAAAUCAAUUACCUAAUAACCAACCUACUCAACAACAACUUCAAUUGACUAAUCAAACAAACAAUCAACCUUCACUUCAACAACAACCUCAACAAUUCCAGCAGGAACCUGAAUUUCAACAAUCUAAACCUCAACAGAAAUCACAACAACAAUUUCAACAAGAACUUGAACUCCAACAAAGUACUGAACUUCCCAGUCAACCAACUAAUCAAUCUGUUAAACAACAAGUACAAUCAAUAGAAAAUGAAGGAGGAAUAAGUUUUACAGAAUUUUUGUAUCAAAUAUUACAAGCUUAUGAUUUUUGGUAUCUUUAUCAUAAACACAAUUGCACUAUUCAGUUGGGAGGAAGUGAUCAGUGGGGAAAUAUUACAUCAGGGAUAGAUUUAAUUAAUAAAAAGAGAUCCAAGAAUAUUAAUGAUGUUGAUGUUGAUUAUUUUAUGAAAGUAACUGAUCUAGAUUUAAAAAAAUAUCUUCAAAUGUUUACACUUUUGGAUUGGACAGAAAUUAAAAAAAUUAUAGAAAAACAUAUGCAAUCACCAGAAUCUCAUUAUGGACAAGAAAUAUUAGCAUCUGAAGUAACAGAAUUGGUACAUGGAAAAUCAGGUUUAAAUGAGGCAAAAUUAUCAACAAAAAUUUUAUUUAAUUCUCCAGAAAUAAUAAAUUUUCAAUUAUUAUUAUCAACAUUUGAAAAUAACAAGAAUCAACUAAUUAAACUAUCAAAAACCUCAGUGAUAAACAGUACAAUAGAUAAGUUGUUGGUAUUAUCAGGCGUAUGUAAGUCAUGUAGUGAGUCAUACAAAGUAAUAAAAUCAGGUAGAUUGUAUUUGAAUAAUGUUAGAAUUGAAGAUGUGAAUAUUUGA